AUGUACUUUUGUGAAAACUUUUAUAUGGGCCAUAUAUUGAUUGCUAGGUCGGCCCAACUAAGAAGGUCUAAUUGGGCUGACGUUAGUGGCCCCAAAUUGCCAAAACCGUCUUCGAAGUUCGAAGGUGUCGUCGUUCCAGAAAGGAGAUUCGAUCGAACUGUAAUGGCGGACGGAAGAUCUGAUUCUGCGAAAGAGGAAGAAGAAGCAAAAGUCAGAAUCUUGAUUGAAAAAGGCAAAGAAGGAAAAAAAGAAAUGAUUGAUAAAGAGAAAGAGAAAUCACCUACACAUGACAAGGAAACACAUGGAACAAGUAAUGACAUUGGCCGAGACACCCCAAUUGAGCAAGUCAAAGGACCGGGUGUUCUUGAAAGAGCCAAGGAAGAAAUUGAAGCUGUUGUGGAAGCAAUUCACCCUAAAAAAUAA
This is a messenger RNA of Lactuca saligna, 423 nucleotides long. The record is from the annotation of a GenBank genome assembly. NCBI's taxonomy places the organism in Eukaryota, Viridiplantae, Streptophyta, Magnoliopsida, Asterales, Asteraceae.